CGGAACUGAUGUCCUCAAGUCUGCACGAACAUCCUACAAAGACUGAAGGAAGUGUGGAUUGCUCCGUAAACAUCAUUCAAUACGUUUGUUUUCUAUAUUCGUAUGUGCGUUUGUGUUUUUCCCACCGAAAUAUCCGCGCGGUCUCUCGGGGUUGGUGGGUUUUAGUCUGUGACCGUGUCUUUGGUUUCUGGAGCGCAUUGUAGAGCCCAGAGGAGAAGAUGUCUACAGAGGAGGCGGAUAAAACCACCACCGCUGAUGCGAGUGCAGGAGACGAGGAGGAGGAAUGGCUGUACGGGGAUGAAGGUGAAAGUAAAGAAACUGAAGAAGAGGAGGCCAAACUGACAGCAGCCAUCAGUGCGACCUCUGCUCCUCCUGUUAACGAAGAGGUCACCGCGACCACAAACGACACCACUACCACCACCAUCACCACUACUACUGGAAAUGGUGUGGCCAGUCAGGAGGAAGCACCUGGAGAAGAUGAAGACAGUGACAGCGAUAGUGAUGAUGACGAUGAUGAUGUCCGCGUCACCAUUGGCGAUAUAAAAACAGGAGCGCCACAGUACGCGGCAUAUGGGGGAACUCCAGUGAAUCUAAACAUAAAGUCAGCUGGCAGCAGAGCAUAUGGAGCAGGUUCUAAAGUGAAGGGCAUAGACCUCGAAGCUCCAGGCAGCAUCAAUGGAGUUCCAGUCCUGGAAGUGGACAUGGAGUCCUUUGAGGAGAAACCAUGGAGGAAGCCAGGUGCGGACUUGUCUGACUAUUUUAACUAUGGUUUUAAUGAGGACACGUGGAAAGCGUAUUGUGAAAAGCAGAAGAGGUUACGCAUGGGCCUUGACAUUCUCAACAUUGGAUCCACCACCAGCAAGAUCUCAGUUCAGCAGGGUCGCACAGGUAACAGUGAGAAGGAGAUCACAGUUGCAGCUCAUGCAGCUAAAGCAGACUUUUCCUCUCCAUCUAACCUGUAUAAAGCAGGUCUCAACCCAGCGAGGAUAUCCCCUCCACAGUGGGCAGGGCCUGCCUCUCAAGAAAUGUCCUAUUAUACGAAGACGCCCGGGACCAUAGAUGUGAUUGGCGGACAGACUGCUACCAUUAGCAGGGUGGAAGGACGACGUCGACACAAUCUGGAGGGGAAUAACAUCCAGGUGAUCUCGGAACAUCCCAGCUCUGAGGCUGAACCCGCCAAGAUGCCUCCUCCUUUCUUUCCCCCAGGACCACUGCCUCCAAACAUCCCACCUCCUCCAUUCCUCCCUCCUCCUGUCAGUCAGGCUCCACCUCUGAUCCCACCUCCACGGAUGCCAAUCACUGUUCCUCCACCCAGUAAAUUUUCCCCUCCUACUGGAGGACCUCCUCCUUCACUUAUCCCUACUAUGGACAACAGUGGGCACCCAGGAGGAUAUGAUGGACGUCCUGUUCCUCCAUACCCUUUUCCUACAGGUGGGUUUCCUCCACCCAUGCAAGGAGCUGUUAACCCCUGGCCUGGUUUGAUGGACAACCCUAAACAGUGGGACUACUACCCUCGGCGAGAAAAAGAGAGGGAAAAAGAGCGAGAGAGAGAGAGGCCGAGGGAAAGGGGCCAUGAGAGAGACCAUAGUCCCUCCGCUGUGGCAUAUAACAGUGAUGAGGAACGGUAUCGGUCUUACCGUGAUUACGGAGACAGAGGGUAUGAGAGGCAUCGGGAGCGAUCGAGCCGUGAGAAGGAAGAGCGUCACAGGGAGAGGAGACACCGAGAGAAAGAGGAAGGGAGGCACAAGUCAUCACGGAGCAGUAGCAGACGGAGACAUGACAGCGAGGAGGGCGACAGUCACCGGCGCCACAAGCACAAGAAGUCCAAGAGGAGCAAAGAGGGCAAGGAGCCCAGCGAGGAGCGUUCUGCUGACCAGGAGAACCAGGAGGCCAUGGAGUAACUCCUGUCUGUCAUCAGAGCAUUGAUUGUCAAGCAAAUCAUGCUAUAUGAAAUUAUAAUCCAGUUUACCUUCCCUUGGUUUUCAUGUUUCCCUUUGUUGUUUUGCUGUUUUUUUUCCAGUGCAGUUGUACCAUGUAGAUGUUGAUUUGUUGGAUUAAAAAAAGAAGCAUUUGGUAAUGUUUGUUGUGUCUUUUCAUAUCUUGUAAAUUAGCUGUUUUUCACAUAUUGUGAGCAAUGUACACAGUUUUUUAAAAUGGUUUUACAAAAAGUCUUUUACACUCAACAUGCCUGCAUUUAUUUUAUCAAAUAAACAAAUAAAUGCUGUAAGAUUGUGAAAUAUUAUUACAAAUUAAAAUAGCUGUUUUUUAUUUGAAUAUAUUUUAAAAUUUGCGUCAUACCUGUGUUUGCAAAGCUGAAUUUUCAUCAGCCAUUACUCCAGUCUUCAGUGUCACAUGAUCCUUCAGAAAUCAUUCUGAUAAUGCUGAAUUGGUGGUCAUGAAACAUUUCCUAUUACUAUUAUUUUUUUAAAAUGCAUAAUAUUUUUGUGGACGUGAUGCUUUUUUUUUUUAGAAUUUAUUGAUAAAGUUCAGCAAUUAUUUUUGAUUUACUGUCACUUUUGAUCAAUUUACUGCAUUCUUGCUGAAUAAAGUGUUCAGUUUUC
Messenger RNA from Onychostoma macrolepis, 2561 nucleotides. RefSeq names its product FIP1 like 1b (S. cerevisiae) (gene fip1l1b). Gene Ontology annotation, molecular function: RNA binding. Gene Ontology annotation, cellular component: mRNA cleavage and polyadenylation specificity factor complex. The transcript is spliced from 17 exons. Lineage: Eukaryota; Metazoa; Chordata; Actinopteri; Cypriniformes; Cyprinidae. Bases 219 to 1901 code for a protein of 560 amino acids. The record is from RefSeq and is a predicted model, not a curated record.